Molecule: messenger RNA, 995 nt
Organism: Haliaeetus leucocephalus (bald eagle)
Lineage: Eukaryota; Metazoa; Chordata; Aves; Accipitriformes; Accipitridae
Gene: TK1
Product: thymidine kinase 1, soluble
Exons: 6
Coding region: 1-717 (238 amino acids)
Biological process (GO): thymidine metabolic process
Molecular function (GO): thymidine kinase activity; ATP binding
Source: RefSeq, a predicted model, not a curated record
AUGGGGCUGGGCUGGUGCAGGGACCGUGGGCAGGAUGCGGCCCAGCCCUGCGGGGAGCAGCCCGCGUCCCCGGGGAGCACCCGCCGCCCCAAAAACCCAGCGGGGAAACAUCCGCCCCGGCCCCGCCGGGAGGGUGCUGGCACGGAGCUCAUGCGGCGGGUGCGGCGGUUCCAGCUCGCUCAGUACCAGUGCCUGCUGGUGAAGUACGCCAAGGACACACGCUACUGCACCUCUGGUGUCUCCACGCACGACAGGAACACCAUGGAGGCCCUGCCAGCCUGCCUCCUCAAGGAUGUGUACCAGGAGGCACUGGCCUCUGCAGUCAUCGGCAUUGACGAGGGCCAGUUUUUCCCAGACAUCGUGGAGUUCUGUGAGAUGAUGGCCAAUGCUGGGAAAACCGUCAUCGUUGCUGCUCUUGAUGGGACUUUCCAGAGAAAGGCCUUCGGGAGCAUCCUGAACCUGGUGCCACUGGCAGAGAGCGUGGUGAAGCUGAAUGCCGUGUGCAUGGAGUGCUACCAAGAAGCCUCCUACACAAAGAGGCUGGGAGCAGAGAGGGAGGUUGAAGUGAUUGGAGGAGCAGACAAGUACCACUCUGUCUGCCGAGCCUGCUACUUCCGCAAGCGGCAUCAGCAGCCUGGGUCGGAAAACAAGGAGAACGUGCCCAAGGGGCUGAAGCAGCUGGAUGUGGCUGCCUCCUGGAAGAUCUUUGCUUCUUGACUGCUGGGCUCCCACAUGGGGAAAAACAAGAGGAAGGAAGCUAAAUGCUGUGACUCCUGGAUGCCAGGUUUGGCUGCUUCUGCUUUUAGCAAAACUGUUCAGUGUCUUAUCUCUACCUGUCAAACCAAGCUGCUCUUCCUCUGCACCAAGCACCAGGAAAGAGGAGGAUCAACUGGACCUGAUACCAGGGGGGAGCUGAAGCAGUAGCAUGACUAAAAAUGAGUUCCUUUCUCAGAACACGGAGAAGAGGCAGAUGUAGUUACUGAUGCUGCCACACA